This is a messenger RNA of Anoplopoma fimbria (sablefish), 1050 nucleotides long. It is a transcript of the gene fmoda, whose product is annotated as fibromodulin a. Gene Ontology annotation, molecular function: protein binding. The coding region runs from base 7 to 1050 and encodes 347 amino acids. The record is from RefSeq and is a predicted model, not a curated record. The transcript has 5 exons. NCBI's taxonomy places the organism in Eukaryota, Metazoa, Chordata, Actinopteri, Perciformes, Anoplopomatidae.
GUGACAAUGCGUGUGGUGAUUGUCUUCCUCUUGUCCGCCCUGCUUCCACUCUCUCACUCCCAUGGACAGGACCCCUUUGCUUGGCUGUACGGCCCACGGAGCCAAAGAUUUGGCUCUCUGCAGGCCGACACCACAGGAGGGGAGUGUCCAGAGGAGUGCGAUUGCCCCCCCACUUUUCCAGUCGCCAUGUACUGUGAUGGGCGAGGCCUGACAGCCAUGCCAACCAUCCCCUCCCGCGUGAAAUACUUGUACCUCCAAAACAAUGCCAUCACAGCUGUGUCCGACUCAGCUCUAGUAAAUGCAACCAAUCUGGUGUGGCUCAUGAUGCACCACAACCAGCUGACAUCUGACGGCAUUGGCGCAAAGGCAUUUCUACAUUUGAACGUACUAGAGCGUUUAUAUCUGCAACACAACAAUUUGACUGCCUUUCCUUCAAACCUCCCUCGCACCCUGCGAGACCUGAGGAUCAACCACAACAAGAUUGAAAAGGUAACAACCACAGACAUGGAGGGAAUGGAUAACCUCACUAUCCUGUAUUUCCAUGACAACGCUGUCACAGACAUGGGCUCAUCAUUGAAGGCUCUCAAAUCCCUCACACUGCUGGACAUCAGCGGCAACAAGUUGACAAAGGUCCCAGAGGGACUCCCAGAACAUCUGCACCAACUCUAUCUGGAGUCCAACUCCAUUGAUUCUCUACCAGAAGGUUUCCUGGGCCAGUUCACUCAGCUGCAGUAUGUCAGGAUGGCUCACAACCAGCUAACAGACAAGGGUAUCCCUGCCGACACCUUCAAUGUGACUGGGCUGGUGGAGCUGGACCUGAGCUUCAAUAAACUGGAGAGGAUCCCCCCAGUGAGCACCACACUACAGCAUCUCUAUCUGCAAGCCAACCAAAUCAAAGAGUUUACGCUGGGUAGUUUCUGCAGCUUUGUGGAUGUGACCAACUUCUCCAAGCUCCGCACUCUGCGACUGGAUGGGAAUGAGAUCAGCCGCCUGGACAUCCCUACAGAGUCAACCCUCUGCUUGCGCCUGACUUCAAGCAUUGAGGUCUAA